AUGCCUCAGGUAAAACAACCAAAUUUGGUUUCUUGCAGCGGCGGCAGAGGCGGCGCGCAGCCAGAAGCCGCUGCGGCAGCUGCACUCCGCGCCGCCGGACCGCCGAGGCCUCCAGAAGAAAGCGCGCCCCACAUCCGGCCCGCACGUGCCUAUAUAUACAGUGGAGAGCGGGGCGGCGCGACGCCCACAGUGCACAUGGCAGCCAUGUCGCCCGUCACGCUGAUGUUGGCAUGCUGCACCAUAUUGCUGCUUGUGUCGUUGUGCGCAAUUCCUGUGGAAGCAUCAAGCACCAAGCUGCGCAUCCGCUUCCCGCAGCGCAUCGAGGUGCUGCACCGCCACCAGACGCUGCACCAGUACGCGGGCCGCUUCCCGUACGGGGCGCCGCUGCCGGCGGCCCACAAGCGGAGGCGGCUGUCGCCCGCGCGCAAGGCGUCCCGCCCCCGGAGGCGGCGCCCCGCCCCCGGCCGCGGCCCCUACGGUCUCGACUACGCGGGGGCGUACCGCUCGUGGGCGCGCGCUCCUCCCCACGGCCGCAGGAAGAGGCCUAAGCCGCCGCCCCCGCCGCCCCCGCCGCCGCUCAGCCUGCACGGCUACGAGCCCGACGGCCGCGAGACGUACGAGGACCAGGAGCUGCGGCGGGACCGCUACCCCUACCUGUACCACUACCACUACCAGAACCAGUACCACGGCAGGCCGGACAAGAGGCCGUCCUCACACUGGGAGAAGUACCCGCCCUACGACGAGGAGUACGGUGAUCAGCAGGAGGAGUACUCAGAGGGCGGCUACGGCGAGUACGACAGCAGGAAGGCGUCCAGGUACUCUCCAGCUGGCAGCGGCGGCAGGUACCGCAAGCGGCCGCGCAGGCCGCCGCCCACGCACAGCGACGACGACCCGGAUGUCGACGGCGGCUACCCCUUCUCCAGCUCCGGCAGCUACAGCUACCCGGGCAGGAGCAGGAAGAAGCGGCCGCCGUACUACUACCACGCGGACGAGUACUUGUCGGGCGACGACCGGAUGUUCGGCCCCGCCUCCGCUACGACACCGACCGCCGCGCUGGGGGCGUGGUCGGACCCGCAGCAGGCCAGCAGCUACUGGAGCCUCCAGCACGCGGACAGCGCCUCCUCCUCUUCCUCCUCUUCCUCCUCCUCCUCUUCCCAGCAGGAGGACCACUGGAGCCGGCAUUACGCCAACCAUCGGCCCGCCAGCGAGGCUGACCGCUGGAGCCAGCAAUACUCCAGCCACCGCACGGAGGGCGCCGACGCGGACUCCGGCACCUCCGGAAGCUGGCAGGGGGUGGGAGCGGAGGACCGCCAGUGGAAGCCCGCCACCCCCGCCUCAGAGUCCGACGCCGACAUCGGCUACGGCGAGGGGAUGGUCGACGCUGACGGCACCGUCUACUGA
Molecule: messenger RNA, 1401 nt
Organism: Schistocerca gregaria
Lineage: Eukaryota; Metazoa; Arthropoda; Insecta; Orthoptera; Acrididae
Product: Wilms tumor protein homolog
Exons: 5
Coding region: 1-1401 (466 amino acids)
Source: RefSeq, a predicted model, not a curated record